Messenger RNA from Cantharellus anzutake, 879 nucleotides. RefSeq lists its product as uncharacterized. Bases 1 to 525 code for a protein of 174 amino acids. The transcript is spliced from 4 exons. NCBI's taxonomy places the organism in Eukaryota, Fungi, Basidiomycota, Agaricomycetes, Cantharellales, Hydnaceae. The record is from RefSeq and is a predicted model, not a curated record.
AUGUCCAACGGGUGGAUAGGGCCAGUCGUAGAGAUACUAAUUGUUCCCGAUGAUCUGCACACGCUCAAGGCUGAGUAUAAUAGCACCAAAGUCACAAUGCGAUUCUGGAAUGCUCUUGUCCCAAUCGCUCUUGUUCCCGUUGUCACAGCUGAUAUUCAUUUUGGCCCUGCCGGGUGCUGGGACAAAGACGGACACCAAAGUGGUCCAACGUAUCUGAUUUUCCUCCCCGAAAAGGACGCCUCAUGUUGGGCUGCAACGAACCCGAGGUCCUUGUACCCCUGGCUUCAGUACGGCCAAGCCACAUACCUCAACGAAGUGACCACGGAGCUUUGCGGUGUUAACAUUACGGUGACAUUCCACGGGAACCCGGUCCCUCCCGAUUGGACCAGUUCAGAUGGAGGACAUGGUCGGUGUUACUGGUAUACGGGUGGUACACAAGCCAAGCGUUGCGAUAAGUUUGCCGAUUCAAAGGGCUACUGCUUAUUUCAGGAUAUGGGCUUCUGCGACUUUCACGUGUGCAAAUAACCCGUUGUACAGUGACCAAUGCAGAUGUCCGAAAUCUUCGGCAUCUGGAUGCUGGCUGCCUUGUCAGGCUAGUCAGCCAAUUAACCCACCCUAUCAAGGGGUGUUUUUUACGCUUCAAAUAGGGCCUAAAUGGCCUAUUUCAAUGUGGACGUCCUGGGACGUCCUGGUGAUGCGGCUUGCUGCCAAAAAUGGACUGUGGGAAAAUCUGAGGACGUCCUGAUAACUAUGUGCCUGCGAUGUUGUACAUACGGCUAUUUACAUAAAUAGUAGACAGGAAAAUGGAAAAGAUAAAUCAAAAUUAUCGAAAUUAGGGCUGAGGUGGGGGAAUGGGCAAUGUUUCUCAAUGAUUUCGAG